AAUCUGCGAUUAUCCGAUACCAAAAAAAAAAAAAAAAAUUAUAAAGGAAAAAUAUAUGUAAAAAAAAAAAAAGAAUAAAAAGCAAACCAAAGAGCAUAAUAAAAAUUACACAUAAAAUAAAUCGUUUAGUGAUCCUAUUCCGAUUCCCAGGCGGUGCCAAUACCAAUACCAAUUCAAAUCGAUUUCCACGCAAGCGUUUCUAGAGCGUGAACAGAUCAAUAUAAAUGAAUUACAACUAAAGGCAAACAAAAAAUAUAUACAACGAAAUUAACAAGCAUUAAGCAAGCAAAUAAAAAGAAUAUCGAACCACUAAAGCACCUGGCAAGAGUCCAAAUUAUAAACACAUUUCAGCGCGAAAGCAUCAACAAAUCGUACAAGUUGGAAAAAACAGCGGAAAACUUUGUUUUCAAUUCCAAACAUCAAUAGAAGAAAUACAAAAUAAUAAAAAGGACAGCGCACACGCACCGAGGUCGAAAAAUAAGAAAAAUCGAUAACCAAAGCGGAAAUUAUCCAAAAACGCCAAAUAAUUGAUUGAUCUGAUUGAAUAUUUUCAAUAUAAACACAAGGCAAGGAAAGGCGCCUAAAGGCCACAGUUAAGGAAAACCUAAUCCGGGAUACCAAAUAUACAGCGAUAACUAUUUGAAUGGAAGCAAUAUCGAAGCUCAAUCGGCAAGACAACGAUAAACCCGAUAGCAAGUACGUGGAAAAAGCGCCGAUAGCGAGACUUCUGCAUUGCCACGCCUACCGCUGUCGCAAAGAGACCGCUAAGCGAGGCAGACACAACUGUACCCAUCUAAGCAGAGCUUAGAGCAAAAAGCCAACUAAAAAAAAAAACCCCGACAAGUAAUCCCAAUUUCUUUUUUGCUACGCGCACAAGAAGCCAACAAACCCCUGAACUAUAGAAUGGUAGAAGGUGAUUCCGCAAAGGGCAAAAGCGAAUCCUAUAAUGUAGAAGCUGGACUACAACCGAACUACAACCAGAGCGCAGCAAGCAACCAAGCAAGCAACCAUCCCACUGGCCAGGCUAACGCACCAGCCACCGGAAACGCGACCUCGCAUAUUGACAACCGAGCGAUCAUCCAGCCGUACUCCUUGGGCACCGGAGCCAAGCAGCCGGAGUAUCAAUUUGCGGCGGACAAUCGCGGCUACGAGCCGGACAGCCAUGCCAAUGGCAAGCAGCAGGACGUAGAGCGGGACGCCCCCGAUGGGGGUCGCGGGGGUCAUGGGCCAUCUGGCAAGGGGAACAAGGGACGCAAGAAGUCCGUACCCUUGCCAGAACCCACUGCCCCAAUAGUCGCCAACUUCGAGAGGGCAAUCGAACUAUGCGGCUAUGGCAAGUUCCAUUAUAUAUUGCUGGCCAUCUGCGGAUUGGUCAGCACCUCCGAGGAAAUGGACGUCAUCUCAAUGUCGUUCAUCUUACCCUCGGCGGAAUGUGACCUGGAUCUGAAUACGGAGACUAAGGGAUGGCUGAACUCGAUCAUCUUCAUUGGCAUGAUGGUGGGCGCCUAUUUCUGGGGCAGCAUUGCCGACAGCUUUGGCCGUAAAAAGGUUCUCAUCGUCAUCUCGUUCAUGAACGCCUUCUGCAUCGUCGCCUCGUCCUUCUCGCAGACCUAUUCCUUCUUCAUGCUGUUUCGGUUUCUCAAUGGUGCAGCUUUGGGCGGCAGCGGUCCUGUAAUCUGGUCGUACUUCGCCGAAUUCCAGCCGAAGGCGAAGCGCGGCUCCAUGCUAAGUUUCAUGGCCGCCUUCUGGACGUUUGGUAACCUUUUCGUCGCCAGUUUGGCUUGGUUGAUCAUCCCGCGCACGAUUGGUUUCAUCACGCCGUACUUUACGUACAACUCAUGGAGGAUUUUCCUGUUGGUCUGCUCCCUGCCCUCGUUCCUUGUGGGAUUCCUGCUCUUCUAUCUGCCGGAAUCGCCGAAAUUCCUGUUGACCCGCGGCAAGAAGGAUCGUGCUUUGGCCAUUUUCCGUGGCAUUUUCGUAACUAACACGAAACGCCGUCCUGAUGAGUACAUGGUCUAUGACCUGGAGGUCGAUGAGAAGCUGCUGGAGAGCAAUGGCAGUGUGAAGAACAAGUAUAGCCGCAUGAUCAGCGGGAUGGUGGACCACAGUCGCGCCUUGUUUAAGUCCCCAAUUCUACGUUUCACCAUCGUUUCGAUCACGAUCAACUUUACAUUCCACAUUGGCUACUAUGGCCUAUUGAUGUGGUUCCCAGAGCUCUUCAAUCGUUUCGAGGAGUACGAGAAGGCCUUCCCUGGCCAGUCGGCCGGUGUUUGUUCCGUCACGGAUUACGUCGUUAACUUGGCUAAGGAGCAAAGCAACAAUGGCACCUGCUCAUCAGAUAUUCCGCAGUCGGUGUUCAUGGAAUCGCUGAUAUCUUUGGCCUCGGCGCUGCCCGCCAAUCUGCUAGCCAUCCUGGGCAUGGACAUGCUGGGCAGGAAGUUCUUCUUGAUCGCCGGUACCAUGACCGCUGGCAUAUGCUCGGCGCUGAUGUACUUUGUGCGCAGCUCCAUGCAGAACCUGAUCGUGUCGGCCAUCUUCAGUGGCGCCAUAUCGGCAGCCAAUGCGGCGCUCGACUGCCUCAUCACCGAAGUAUUCCCCACCAAACUGAGAGCCACCGGCGUGGCCAUCUCUAUGGUGGCUGCCCGUUUGGGUGGCAUUAUUGGAAACAUUGUGAUCGCCCAGCUGCUGGACAACUAUUGUCCAUCGCCCACGUUCAUCGUAUCGGGCCUGCUCAUCGGCGGCGGUCUUAUGUGCCUCCUUUUACCCAACACGACGCGUAAGGAACUCAAUUAAUGGAACUCUAAUCACUAGCUGAUAACCGCCCCCCAACACCCAGCCAAAAAGUCCAUAGAAUCUUCUUUUGAAGUCACAUUAUGUCUUGACAGGACUUGUGGACUAACAAUUUUCCCUACGAAAAUCAACAAUAGUUAACAGAAAACCAAAAAUCAAACCCCCAGCCCCAGCCACAAGUAAUUUCCAUUUGCCCCCAUCCCGCCAGAGGAUCGGGGUCUAUCUGUGUAUAUAUGGUAUGUGUGUGCUACAAUACACGAUUAUUUGUAUCGUCAGUAAUUAUUUAACGAUAGCGAUAAAGAUUUUCUUUGUGUGUCUAAUUUUAAACGCCCCCCCACCCCCUCUUUUCCCCUACAAAUAUCUAUCUAUCUAUUUGGAAUUUAAACGAACCCACUAAAUUCAAUCAGAAAUGGGCAAAAGAAAACAUCAAAAAAAAAACGAUGAAAAUCAAUAGAGUAUUCUUCUGCCCAAAAUGAUUUGCAAAGAAAACCCCAAGCCAGCGAGAAGAUAUAGCAGGUAGGAUCGAUAAAUAUCGAUUUAUAUGUAUGUAUGUACGAUAUGUAGAGAGUAAUAUAUAUUUGGCAAGCGCCGGCGCCGGCUGAAGCAGCAGCAGCGGGACCGAGUAACGAUAAAGAUAAAACCGAAACCCCGAAACAACAACACCAAUCCCAUGGGAAUCUAACGUUCUCGGUCGCCCUGUUGUCCGUUAUUGUUGUUAUUAUUGCUAUUAUUGCUAUUAUUAAUGCAUCCAAUGUAAAACACAUACGUAUAUAACUUUAUCUAUAUAUUAAACAUAUAUCAAAAACCA
Molecule: messenger RNA, 3598 nt
Organism: Drosophila eugracilis
Lineage: Eukaryota; Metazoa; Arthropoda; Insecta; Diptera; Drosophilidae
Product: synaptic vesicle glycoprotein 2B
Exons: 5
Coding region: 904-2793 (629 amino acids)
Biological process (GO): transmembrane transport
Cellular component (GO): membrane
Molecular function (GO): transmembrane transporter activity
Source: RefSeq, a predicted model, not a curated record